This is a messenger RNA of Funneliformis mosseae, 251 nucleotides long. NCBI's taxonomy places the organism in Eukaryota, Fungi, Glomeromycota, Glomeromycetes, Glomerales, Glomeraceae. The record is from the annotation of a GenBank genome assembly.
AUAAUAAUAAUGACAAUAAAGGCAAAGGUUAUAGUUAUAAAGAAGAUGAAGAUAAUGAUAAUGAUAAAGAAGGCAAAGGUAAUAGUGAUAAAAAAGAAGGUAAAAGUAAUAGUGGUGAUAAAGAAAGCAUGGGUAAUGGUAGUAAUAAAGGAGGAGGUAUAGGAGGUAAAGGUAAUAGUGGUAAAAAAGGAGGCAAAGGUAAUGGUAGUAAUAAAGGAAGCAUAGGUAAUGUUGGCAUAAAGAAGAUAUAG